Hemibagrus wyckioides is the source of this 2542-nucleotide messenger RNA. RefSeq names its product bone morphogenetic protein 2-like. Gene Ontology annotation, cellular component: extracellular region. The record is from RefSeq and is a predicted model, not a curated record. The transcript is spliced from 8 exons. Gene Ontology annotation, molecular function: cytokine activity; growth factor activity. Bases 530 to 1702 code for a protein of 390 amino acids. NCBI's taxonomy places the organism in Eukaryota, Metazoa, Chordata, Actinopteri, Siluriformes, Bagridae. Gene Ontology annotation, biological process: SMAD protein signal transduction.
UGAGAAGGUGGUGCCUUGGGUACUCUUGAUAACUAACAGCUCCAGAGUUUUGUACAUUCUGCCUGUCUUCAUGUGGGUUUCCUCCAGGUUCACCAGUUUCCUCCCACUGUACAAAAACAGUUUGUGAAGAGGAGGAGGGGGUGUCAGAUGGCCGGGUUCAUUUCCGGAUAAUUCUCUGCUGUCAGGAGACAUCAAUAUGGCAGUGCCAGAGGCCUCCUGGGAAGGAGCAGGUGCUCAGUGUUCUAAUAAUAAAGGAGGAGGCCACUGAAACAAGAACUGAUCACUGACCAGAGAUCUUUUCAGCACUCUCCCUUGGAUAAAUUAAACAGGAUCGGCAGGAACGGCAGAACUCUAUUGUGGUUUUGGUUGAAAACCAUAUCGUGUGUGCUCCUGCACGCUCAACGAGCACACAAGGUAAACUGACUGCCAUUUAAGUGCUACCCACUACAGUCCAGCUUGAUCGGUGCAGUCCCGCAUCACGUGACCUCAUGUUAUCCUGGUGCAAGCUGCGCGCUGAGGUUUAAUGUGAAUGCACUCGACACCUCUGUCAUUGGCCAUGGCUUUGCUAAGAAGUCUUUAUCUUUUUGAGAUCCUUGCCUUGCAGCUGGUGUUACUUUUCAGCGUGCUGUCUGCUUAUGUUUAUGAAAUGCCAGAAGCGCGCGUAAUUACAGAUGUGCCCAAGCAGCGCACACUGAAUGACGCGCUCCAGGUCCGAGAUGUUGGGCGUCAUGUAGUGCGCACAAAAGCGCCGCGCUUUAUGAUGGAGCUGUACGAGGAACAUCUCAGAAACCCUGCGACUUUGCAGGAUAACAUCGUGAGGAGCUUCGCAGCGCAAUCAAAUGGCGCGUUUCACUUUUUUAACCUGACAUCAUUUGGUCACCGAGAGAUCAUAACAAAAGCAGAAUUCCGGUGGUUUCGGCGCGCGCACGCGGUUUUACCUGGACAUCACUUUUACAGAGUGGAUUUGUAUGAAGUGCUGGAGAGCAAAGUGAAACCCUGGCGAGGAAAUCUGAUCCUGUCACGUUUACUGUCUAUGUACACUGAAGGAUGGGAAGUGUUUAACAUCACACAGACGGUCACCAAGUGGAUUCUCAACAGCAGCACAAAUAAUGGCAUCUUGGUUGUUGCAACUUUAAAUUCGGGACACUGGUUGGAGACGUAUGUACAAAGUGCGAGAGAAACAAGUUAUGAGGAAAAUGAUGCCUAUUUGGUUGUCUACUCAAAUGAUGGUCGAAGAAGAAGCUCUGGUAAAGGUGAAGGAGUUUCCACAUCAGGUCAGAACACCGGCUUGCCCUUCGAGUUCCUCGAGUUCAAAAGCUCCCUCCAGGCUGUUGUGCGAAAGCGCAGGAGUACACAUAAAAGGGCAUCUGAAAAUGAGCAAGUUGUAAAUUGUCAAAGAACACCUCUAUAUGUGGACUUUGUAAAACUUGGUUGGGCCGGAUGGGUAAUAUCACCAAGAGGCUACAACGCAUAUCACUGCAGUGGGUCCUGUCCAUUUCCACUCAGUGGAAGUUUACAUCCAACCAAUCAUGCCAUUGUGCAAUCCAUAGUAAACACAUUAAAACUGUCCAGCAAAGUGGGAAGGCCAUGCUGCGUACCAGACAACCUUCAACCUAUAAGUCUGUUGUACUUUGACGAUGAUGAAAAUGUUGUUCUCAAACAAUAUGACGACAUGGUGGCAGGCAGCUGUGGCUGUCACUGAAUGCACUACUGUACAUCAUCAUGUGUAGAUUUUUAAUAUAUUCCAUAGGGAGUAAUAUAAGCGAAUAAAGGGCAACACAAAACGUUAUCAUGAUAUUUGUGUUAACCCCCAAAAAAUCUGUGAGUACAGUUAUUUACAGAAUUAUUUUUUAUUUUUAAUGGUAAGGUAAAAACAGAUUCUGGAUGUAUUUCCCUGAUUACCACUUCAUUAGGAACACCUGUACAUCUAAUCAGCCAAUCAUGUGGCAGCAGCUUCAGCUAAUGCUCACAUUAAAUAUUAGAAUAUAGAAACAGUGUGAUUUUAGUGUGAUUGAACAGAGGCAUUGAUGUUGGUGCAAACUCUAGAGACUGUUGUGUGUGAAACAACUGUUGUCUGUUAACAACAAUCAUGUCACAAUUAAAUUCACACAGAUCAGAUUUUUUUUAAUGUGAACUGAAAAUCUUGACAUGACAGCAUGGUUUAUUCAUUGGGAUGGCAUGAGUGUACUACAUGAGUGUACACAUGUUCCUAAUAAAGUGGACAGUGUGCAUAUAUAUAAAAAAAAAUCAUUUGGACUGAAUUAGCAUGUUAUAACAAAACUAGGAACACCUGUUUUUUUUCUUUUCUUUUUGUCGAAGUCAAAGAUUCAGGGGUGAUAAAAACCAAUAAUGGAUAUGGGUACCAAUUUUCACCAAUGGAUGCCAGUUUUCACCGCAAGGGGUCACUAAUGCCUGGAAAUGAUCUCCAUUGAAAAAGUUUACCCCAUUGUCUGAACAAUAGUUUAUAACGUAUUUUGGCAUUGGAAUGGCUAAGUUUAGCGGGAUAUUAUACUUUUGUUGUACAGAUUAAAUUCAUGUGAUU